Messenger RNA from Molossus molossus (Pallas's mastiff bat), 1545 nucleotides. RefSeq names its product tetratricopeptide repeat domain 24 (gene TTC24). The transcript is spliced from 10 exons. NCBI's taxonomy places the organism in Eukaryota, Metazoa, Chordata, Mammalia, Chiroptera, Molossidae. The record is from RefSeq and is a predicted model, not a curated record. Gene Ontology annotation, molecular function: protein binding.
AUGUCUUCCCCCAACCCUGAGGAUAUCCCACAGGAGGCUGAGCCCUCAAGCUCCAAGAAGAAAAAGAAGAAAAGAAAGUGGCAACAGCAAGAGGCCAGCAUCCAAGCCUUCACCAGGGCUGGCCAUGGGGCCCUACUGGCUGGCCAGAACCAUGAGGCCUUGACCAACUUCCAGAGGGCCUUCCUCCUGGCCUCUAAGACCUCACAAAACAGGGACACUCCCAUUCUCCGGGCCUGUGCCUUCAACCUGGGGGCUGCCUACGUGGAGACUGGGGACCCAGCCAGAGGCCUGGAGCUGCUACUCAGAGCCCAACCUGAAAAGAAGUCGCAGGGCAGGUGUCAUGGUGACCAGUGUUUCAAUGUGGCUUUGGCCUAUCAUGCCCUGGGCAACCUGCCUCAAGCUUUGGCCUGGUACCACAGGGCCCUGGGCCACUAUCAAUCACUAGGUGACCAGGGGCAAGCCCAGGCAAAAAUGGGAGCCUGCUACCAGGCUCUGGGACAGCCUGAGCUGGCAGCCGACUGCUUGCAGGAAGCAAGCCAGGCCUAUGCUCAAGCAGGGCAGCCCCAGGCUGCAGCCCUGGCGCUGGGGGCUGCGGCAGGGUGUAUGCUGAAGAGUGGGCAGCAUGGCGUGGGUGAAAUGGUGCAGGUGCUGGAGAAGAGCCGGAAGCUUGCCGAGAUGAGCACUGAGCGGGGACUGCUUGGGCAACUCUAUAAUGACCUAGGCCUGGGCUACUCCCAGCUCCAGCUGUUCCCGCUAGCAGCAGAGGCCUUCCUGCAGGCCUUGCCCUUGUGCCGAGGGCCGGGAGAGGAGGCCACAGUGCUGAGAAACCUUGGGAUGGCCCACAAUGCCCUUGGCAACUAUCAGGAAGCCCGGGAAUUUCACCAGAAGGCUGCUGACCUGCAUGGCUCUGUGGGGCAACGGUGGGAGCAGGGCCGGAGCUUUGGCAGCCUGGCAUUUGCGCUGAGCCAGCUGGGGGACCACAAGGCUGCCAGAGACAACUACCUACAUGCUCUGCAGGCUGCCCAGGACACUGGGGACCUGAAGGGGCAGUGGCAAGCCUGUGAGGGUCUGGGGGCUGCUGCAGCCAGACUGGGGCAGCAUGAUCAGGCCUUGAAGUACUAUAAGGAAGCGCUGGCCCAGUGUCAGAAGGAGCCAGAUUUUGUGCGAGAGCGGCUGGUGGCCAAGCUGGCAGAUGCCAUGAGGAUCCACUUGGCCCAGGGUGGACCAAACCUGCCUCAAACCCUGACCUCAGCUCCAGGGGGGCCUCAGACUCCAGGGGGGGCCUGCCCAGCAGGUACUCCAGCCAGCUUGGGAAGGAGCCCAGCAGAAGCAAAGCACAGGUGAAUCUUUGGGUGGGAAGAGAAAGAGUUAGAGAAGGGCCAUGAGGAGAAAGAGGAAGAGGCUUCCAACUCUGACAGCAGAGUUCCUUGCUGUUCUAGACUUAGGGCCCAUCUCCCAUUUGGAGGCCAAGGCCACCCCAGCAUGGAGUACCCUGGCAUUCUGGUACCCAGUGCCCCUAAGCUAAUGGCCCACCAGCAGAGGUAA